AUGCCACCACAAAUCAAGCAAGACCUGAAUCGCUCAGGCUGGGAGUCGACAGAUUUUCCCUCCGUUUGCGAAAACUGCCUGCCCGAGAACCCCUACGUCAAGAUGCUCAAGGAAGACUAUGGAGCCGAGUGCAAACUGUGCACGAGGCCUUUUACCGUCUUUAGCUGGAGCGCCGAUCGAGCUCACGAUUUAUCUUUCGGUCUACCCAUCGUCGUUCGUGACGCCGCCUUGAAGAUGGUGGCUCCAGGGCCGUCCUCCGACAUUAACCGCGAAUAUUUUGCGCAAAACAACGAGCGAGCCAUCGAGGAGGGCCGCGCUGGGGUCGAGGAAUACGAAAAGACCGACGACAAGGCCAGAGAGCUUCUAAGGAGACUAGCAGCCAGCAAGCCAUACUUCCGAAAGGGUCGGCCAGUCGAGGGUCUCGACGAUGCGUCUCAGCCGGCAUCCGCGUCAAGCCCAGGCGGGCUGGGAGGUAACCCCGCCGUGGGCGCUGGGGUUGGAGGACCUGGACCUAUUCGAACAAGAGAUUCGAGAGCCGCUGCGGCGGUUGGCGCCCGCCCUGGCAGAGUGAAACAAGCGUUCCCCAGCGCUGCACAGCUUCCCCCAGGGCCGCAAGACUACAUGCCUCCCGCCGACACGAACAUCAUGUCCCUCUUUGUGACGGGCGUCGAAGAUGAUCUUCCUGAGCACAAAAUUCGCGACUUUUUCAAGGUCCACGGCAAGAUCAAGAGCUUGGUCUGCUCCCAUAUGUCGCAUUGCGCCUUCGUCAACUACGAGACCAGAGAAGCUGCAGAGAAGGCCGCAGCGGCGUGUCAGGGUCGGGCCAUCAUCGCAGGCUGCCCCUUGCGCGUUCGCUGGGGUAUGCCCAAGGCCCUUGGUACGAUGGAUAAAGAGCAACGUUCCCAGAUGCUCAUUGAUGCUCGGCGCGGACAAGCUGCUCGUUCGGCGGACGGAAAGGCCGGACGGAAACAAGUCGCUGGUCCUGGGGUUGGAGACGCUGCGAAACCAGCAGCACCCACUGUGGUCGCACCACCUCCGGGUGCAGGGGAUGGGCCGCAGUAUGCCAGUCUUCAGGGUGAUUAG
Messenger RNA from Colletotrichum karsti, 1083 nucleotides. RefSeq names its product RNA recognition domain-containing protein. The record is from RefSeq and is a predicted model, not a curated record. Gene Ontology annotation, cellular component: U2-type catalytic step 1 spliceosome; U2-type catalytic step 2 spliceosome; Prp19 complex. The coding region runs from base 1 to 1083 and encodes 360 amino acids. Gene Ontology annotation, molecular function: pre-mRNA binding; U6 snRNA binding. The transcript has 3 exons. Lineage: Eukaryota; Fungi; Ascomycota; Sordariomycetes; Glomerellales; Glomerellaceae.